Messenger RNA from Pseudonaja textilis, 3616 nucleotides. It is a transcript of the gene GRHL3, whose product is annotated as grainyhead like transcription factor 3. Lineage: Eukaryota; Metazoa; Chordata; Lepidosauria; Squamata; Elapidae. Gene Ontology annotation, cellular component: nucleus. Gene Ontology annotation, molecular function: DNA-binding transcription activator activity, RNA polymerase II-specific; RNA polymerase II cis-regulatory region sequence-specific DNA binding. Gene Ontology annotation, biological process: regulation of transcription by RNA polymerase II. The record is from RefSeq and is a predicted model, not a curated record.
UGACAGAACCUACCUGUCAGCAGAACGCCUGUACAACAUAAACCUCUAACUUGAAAGAAAGUCUUCACUUUACAGCUGAUGACUCUCUUUCGACGGUGCUAGGAGCGCUUCAGCCAAGGAGGGAAAGGAAACUAACCAUCUUUUGGCUAAGCCGACAUUGGAAAACCUGGGCGGACCAUGUCUAAUGACGUCGACUUCAUGUCUGUGCGACUUCUGAAAAACGAUGCGAUGGGCUUGCAGAAGUACUCCUAUAUGAACGAAGACGAAGCUUGGAAGAGUUACCUGGAGAAUCCUCUAACAGCGGCCACCAAGGCCAUGAUGAGAGUAAAUGGGGAUGAUGACAGCGUAGCCGCCCUGAGUCUCCUCUACGACUAUUAUAUGGUUCCAAAAGAAAAACGAAUCCUUCCAUCUGGAGCACCAGGGCGCAGUGAAGUUGGGAAGAGGCAUUGCCAUGGGAUGGAAUACGAACCAGAGAUUUCUUCUUUUGAAGGUUCUGCUCAGCUCAUGAAGCUUCUGGCUGAAAAUGUUUCAGUGAACCAAGAAUAUAUGGACUUGCCCAAGAAGAACAGUUUAGCCUUUGAGGGCAUCUCUUCUCCUCACAAGCCACCAGCUCUACCUCCAGGUCCCAGCAAACUGGAGAGCAAUCCUGAGAACUAUAUGAUUACUUCAGGAGACAUGUAUGACAAUGGCUCGCUUAAUUCCCUCUUUGACUCCAUCCACGUGGCUCCACCCCAACAGAGAUGGCAGCCAGAUAGCACCUUCAAAGAGGACCCUGAGGAGUCCUUGAUAUUCAAUGAUAUUUUGAAGGCAGAAGCUCCAUGUUCAGAAGGUUAUUCCAUCAGUGAUGGCAAGACUGACUUUGAAUACACUUUGGGAUCUCCCAAAGCUAUUCAUAUCAAGGCAGGUGACUCACCCAUGGCAUACCUCAACAAAGGACAGUUCUACCCGGUGACUCUGAGGACUGUCGGAGACGCCAAAUGUUUACACUUGUCCUCAAACAAAGUGAAGAGUGUGGUGAUGGUAGUUUUCGACAAUGAGAAGAUUCCAAUGGAACAGCUCAAGUUCUGGAAACACUGGCAUUCGCGCCAACCGACAGCAAAACAGAGAGUCAUCGAUGUUGCUGACUGUAAAGAGAAUUUCAAUACUGUGCAGCAUAUUGAAGAGGUAGCUUACAAUGCGUUAUCCUUUGUCUGGAAUAUCGCUGAAGAAGCGAAGGUGUUUAUUGGUGUGAACUGCCUGAGCACGGACUUCUCCUCUCAAAAAGGCGUGAAAGGUGUCCCACUGAACCUCCAGAUUGACACUUAUGACUACAGCACUGGCACAAACCGGCUGGUCCACCGAGCUGUCUGCCAGAUCAAAAUAUUUUGUGAUAAGGGGGCAGAGAGGAAAAUGCGGGAUGAUGAACGCAAACAGUUCAGGAGGAAAGGAAAAUGCUUGGAUGCCAAUAAUAACGGUUUGAAAAGCUGUUUAGUUUCAAGCUUUCGCAGCAAUGAAAUCACUUACCUCAAGCCCCAAAGUGACUUGGAAACCCAGCCAGUCUUAUUCAUCCCAAAUGUUCAUUUUUCAAACCUCCAAAGAUGUGCAACGGUAUUACCUACUGCUGGAGCUCCACAUGAUUCCCACAGUUUGCCCUUAAAGCGGAGCUGCCCUUCCUUCCCCGACGAAUUUGAUCCCAUAGCCGCAAAACAAGCAAAAGAAGAAGACCCCCAACGAGUUCUACUCUAUGUACGACGGGAAUCAGAGGAAGUUUUUGAUGCUCUCAUGUUGAAGACUCCCGAUCUCAAAGGCCUGAGAAAUGCGAUUUCAGAAAAAUAUGGCCUGCCAGAAGAAAGCAUCUAUAAAGUCUACAAAAAGUGCAAACGAGGCAUCUUGGUAAAUAUGGACAACAACAUAAUCCAACAUUACAGCAACCAUAUGGCUUUCCUCCUUGAUGUGGUGGAAGCUGAGGAGAAGUUCCAGGUGACCCUCAAGGAACUCUGAAGACUCCAAAACCUGCACUUCUGUGGGAUGAUUGACAGCGGGGUGGAGUUUCACUCUCCUUCUGUGCAAGCCCAACCCAUCAGUUCAGAGUAUUUGACUGGUCCGCGACCCCCUUUGAAGGGGGAGAAGUAACCAGAGAUGGUGGCCGAGCUCUACAUGUGAAGAGGGUGUAGAAGAUCCAUUCUCAAUGUGAAUGUGGAACUUCUCUCCAUUAUUGUUGCUAUUGUUAUUAUUAUUGUUAUUAUUUUAUACUAUAUUAUGAUGCUGGUUGUCUGCCAGGCUGAGAAUUCUAACCUUUUUCCCUGUCAGAUAGCAGUGCCUAAAUCUCCUUCGUUUUGCUUUUUUGGAAAUGGUUUAGUGUCAACUCUUGGGGCCAGGAGGCAAAAACCAAGUUCUAGACAUGGUGAAUUUUCAAACUAGCUUCAAAGACACAGCCCUGUGUUCCCUCACCCUACGUCCCUUCUUGCCUCAGAGGCCUGGAUGUUCCCAUCCAGAGCAACCGUGACUGUUUUAUACAUUUCCAAUGCCUUUUUGUUAUUUUAUAAAUAUCCAAACAUGUGCAUAUGUAUAAAUAUACCUUGUUUUAUAUAUUGACAUGGAGGAAAGUACAGCAUUUCAAAACCAGCUGCCUCAUAGUUCCCUACACGGGCUGUCUUUCCCCCUCCCCCUUCUUCGUUCAUUUUUCUAACUUUUUUUUUUUUUUUGUAUAUUCUAUUGCAAUAAAGAUUCAUUGACAGAAAUGCAAGCCUGGCAUAAUGUAGAUCCAAGGAAAGAAGCAGUUUCCGUGAUUCAUUAAAAUGCAUUUAUUAAAAUGCAUAAAAUCAAGAUGGCGGUCACAACUAGGUGACCAAAUCCUUUUUUUUUUGCAUGGACGUAAAAAAGGGGUAGAACUUUGAACUCAUGGUUGUGGUAGCCAUCUUGACUUUUUUUCCCCCUCUUGUGGAACCCCUGGUGUUGCAGUGGAUCGCAACCAUUAUCACUCCCCUGUGUGUGUGUUAGUGGGUAUGCCGUCUCUUGUUCUUGGGGGGAGAAGCUUGGAGGCAAUUAAAAUCCAUUCCUACAGGACCUAAGCCAUCUCUCUUUCUUCCGGGACAUUCAGGAAUCCAAUCGAAGGGAUUAUCUGUAGCUCAGAGUUGAACUGUGGAGUUCCUGGUGACCUCAGAGCUCAAGGGUUCGUUUGUUUGCAGACAUUUCAUGACCCAACUAAGUCAUAUCAUCAGUUCCAAGAAACAUCAUAAUCUUACAGAGACAAUGUCCCCUAGUUAGGUAAGGAAACACCUGCAAGCAAACCACCAAACUCAGCGAACAUAGAUCAUGUGUUGCUGUAUUGCUGUAGCAAAAACUAAAUUGACUCCAAGAAAUUUUGAGGAAAAAUGGGUUGUGAGCCUAGACUCACCCAUUCAUGACCGUAAUUGGUAUGGCUGGGCUGGAAUAAAAAGAGAAGUUAAACAGCACAUUUACCUCUGCACAAUACAGGUAAUCCUGGACUCGCAACCUGUUGCUUAGCAACCGUUUAACAUUCCGGCGGACCUAUCUGGGGUAUUUACAACCUGGAUUCCAAAUUCCAAUGGUUGAGCCCCCAUUGCAGUCAGAUGGCUGAACUUCGGCUGCUUGGCAAACAGGUGCAUUUAUGGCC